Solanum dulcamara is the source of this 456-nucleotide messenger RNA. RefSeq names its product ATP synthase subunit 9, mitochondrial. Lineage: Eukaryota; Viridiplantae; Streptophyta; Magnoliopsida; Solanales; Solanaceae. The transcript has a single exon. Gene Ontology annotation, biological process: proton motive force-driven ATP synthesis; proton transmembrane transport. The record is from RefSeq and is a predicted model, not a curated record. The coding region runs from base 1 to 267 and encodes 88 amino acids. Gene Ontology annotation, molecular function: proton transmembrane transporter activity.
AUGAAAAAGCAUAAGGAGAGUUCAAAACGCGAGAUGUUAGAAGGUGCAAAAUCAAUGGGUGCCGGAGCUGCUAUAAUUGCUUCAGCGGGAGCUACUAUCGAUAUUGGAAAUGUCCUUAGUUUCUCGAUUUAUUCCAUGGUGCGAAAUUCAUCAUUGGCAAAACAAUUAUUUAGUUAUGCUAUUUUGAGCUUUGCUCUAACCGAAGCUAUUGCAUCAUUUGCCCCAAUAAUGGACUUUUUGAUCUCAUUCGUAUUCCAAAUUUGUUAGUAAUCAUUUACGGUGGGUGGAUAAGCAGGAGGGGAUCCCUGUGGUUAGACUAACUAUCCGAUUAGGCUACCGAGGUUCCUGCUAUGGUGAAGUGAAAGAUCUUUCACUAUAGUGCGAAGAAGACAGGUGGGACCAAGCCGAGUGAGAGCAAAGCAAGUUUCAGUGAUGGGCUGUCUUCGCGGUCCCAUU